AGGAUGGCUCCGCAAAGUGACCGCUCGCCGGGUGAAGUGCAGCCCUAUUUCGGUGGCGCUGAGGACCCUCCCUCCGCGCCCGGCGGCAGCUCAGCGAGCAGCAGGGGUGCCUCGCCGGCCCGCACCCCCCUGACCCCGCGGGAGACGGCGGUCCGCAGGAAGGGGAAGGCGCGACGGGGUCGCGGGAAGGCACGGAGCGAAGGGCUGCUCAGCAAGCAGAAGAGGAGCCGGCGCAUGAAGGCCAACGACCGGGAGAGGAACCGCAUGCAUCACCUCAACUCCGCCCUGGACGCGCUCCGCAGCGUCCUUCCCACCUUCCCCGACGACGCCAAACUCACCAAGAUAGAGACCCUCCGCUUCGCCCACAACUACAUCUGGGCGCUGACCCAGAGCCUCCGCCUGGCCGAGCAGGGCCUUCCCGAGCCUCCCCCGCCACCGCCCCCCGCCGCCGCCGCCGCAUCCCCCGGGCCCUGGGACUCGGCCUGCCCCGCCGCUCCUCCGCCCCCCACCCUGCGCCGCGGCCCCGCCGCUUUCCCUGCCUUCGUCUGAGCCGGCCGCCCGGCUGCUUUCCCCCCUCUUUUGGCCUUCAAAUCGCUGGCGGAGCGGAGGGUGGGCUCCCCGCGCUGCGCGCCGGGGGGCGGGCGGCCGCUCCUGUGCCCGCUACCCCGUCCCGCUUGGCUGGAGCGCAGCGGCAGCGGGCGGACAAAAGCAAAUCGCGGCUUUGUACACGGAAUCGGUAAAUUAUAUUAAUUUGUCACUAUUGGUAUUUAUUGGUUAUAUUUAGUAACAAAUAUGUAUUUUGUACAUAAGAGUA
Molecule: messenger RNA, 814 nt
Organism: Neopsephotus bourkii (Bourke's parrot)
Lineage: Eukaryota; Metazoa; Chordata; Aves; Psittaciformes; Psittacidae
Gene: NEUROG3
Product: neurogenin 3
Exons: 1
Coding region: 4-549 (181 amino acids)
Molecular function (GO): protein dimerization activity
Source: RefSeq, a predicted model, not a curated record